UGGCAGAAUAUAAGCAUGAUAAGUUAUUUUAAUGAUUAUGCAAAUCUGUGUUUCGAGAAGUUCGGUGAUCGUGUGAAAUACUGGAUUACUUUUAAUAACCCUUGGGCAGUUGCUGAAGAGGGCUAUGAGACAGGAGAGCAUGCACCAGGACUGAAGCUCAGUGGAAUAGGGGCAUACAAAGCAGCACAUCAUAUAAUUAAAACUCAUGCAAAGGUCUGGCAUUCUUAUAAUAAGACAUGGCGUAGCAAGCAACAAGGUAUGGUUGGAAUUUCUUUAACUAGUGCCUGGGGUGAACCUGUUGAUCUAACUAGCCAGAAGGACAUUGAAGCUUCUGAAAGAUACGUACAGUUUUACUUGGGAUGGUUUGCAAAUCCUAUUUACAGUGGAGAUUAUCCUGAAAUUAUGAAGAAUUAUGUAGAUAAAAAGAGUGUUCAACAAGGCCUGGGCACAUCAAUAUUACCAACCUUCUCAGUGCAAGAAAAAAGCUACAUCAAGGGUACAUCUGAUUUCCUGGGAUUAAGUCAUUUUACCACUCGUUACAUCAUACAGAAAAAUUAUUCUGCCCUCAAAGGGCCCAGUUACCACACUGAUCGUGAUUUGGCAGAACUGGUUGAUCCAAAGUGGCCAGAUCCAGGAUCUAAAUGGCUAUAUUCUGUGCCCUGGGGAUUUAGAAGGUUACUGAACUUCAUUAAGACACAGUAUGGGAAUCCUCUCAUUUACGUAACAGAGAAUGGAGUAUCAGAAAAGCUGCAGUGUACUCAGUUGUGUGAUGAAUGGAGAAUUGAAUAUCUGAAAGGGUAUAUUAAUGAGAUGCUAAAAGCCAUAAACGAUGGCGUUAAUGUAAAGGGUUACACUGUCUGGUCUCUGCUGGAUAAAUUUGAAUGGAAUAAAGGUUAUUCUGAAAGAUUUGGAUUAUACCAUGUUGACUUUAAAAAGGGGAAUAAACCCCGAUACCCAAAGGCAUCUGUUCACUAUUACAAGAUGAUCAUCAGUGCAAAUGGAUUCCCAAAUCCAAGAGAGGUGAAAAGUUGGCACCAAAAGGCCAUAGAGACUUGUUCUAUCACAAACCGACUCCUUGCUGCAGAUCCCUUGACUACUCACAUGGAAAUGGUGACUGAGAUUGUUGUGCCAACGGUGUUCACACUCUGCAUACUUAUCAGUGCCAUUCUAUUAAUGUUCCUCCUUCGGAAGCGCAACUAA
Messenger RNA from Dermochelys coriacea (leatherback sea turtle), 1200 nucleotides. It is a transcript of the gene LCTL, whose product is annotated as lactase like. Gene Ontology annotation, molecular function: beta-glucosidase activity. Bases 16 to 1200 code for a protein of 394 amino acids. Gene Ontology annotation, biological process: carbohydrate metabolic process. NCBI's taxonomy places the organism in Eukaryota, Metazoa, Chordata, Testudines, Dermochelyidae. The transcript is spliced from 9 exons. The record is from RefSeq and is a predicted model, not a curated record.